Capra hircus (goat) is the source of this 2544-nucleotide messenger RNA. It is a transcript of the gene FOXD3, whose product is annotated as forkhead box D3. Lineage: Eukaryota; Metazoa; Chordata; Mammalia; Artiodactyla; Bovidae. Gene Ontology annotation, biological process: anatomical structure morphogenesis; regulation of transcription by RNA polymerase II; cell differentiation. The transcript has a single exon. Bases 480 to 1925 code for a protein of 481 amino acids. The record is from RefSeq and is a predicted model, not a curated record. Gene Ontology annotation, molecular function: DNA-binding transcription factor activity, RNA polymerase II-specific; RNA polymerase II cis-regulatory region sequence-specific DNA binding.
GGGCUUCGGCGUCCCUGACACCCCCUCCCCCGGUUACCCCUGCCCGCGCCCUCCUGAGCUCCUCGGCGCCCCGCGUCCCGCGCCCGCCUGCACCGCUCCUGCUCCCCACGCUCGGGCCGGAGGCAGAGGAAGGCAGGCGAAGUGAGGGGGCGCGGCGUAGAGAAGCUGCCGGGCCCUGGCCGGGUCCGAGGCCGCUGCCGGGAGCAGCAGCGAGCGCCUAGUACCGAGCGCCAGGGACAGCUGGAGUUUGCGGAGCGCUGCCACGGGGGGCGGACGGCACAGCCCGAGUCGUGCGAUGCCCGGCCGCCGACUGUGAGCCAAGCCGGGAGGGCCCCGGACCACCUACGCCCCCCUCCCCUCUCCCAAUCCCCUGUCUUUCGGGGGCGCCCCAAACCCCUUUUCUGAGGUUGGCGGCAACCCCUGAAGACGCCCAUCGCGCGCCGCUCCUUCCCCGCCGCCGCCACCAACCCCGAGGAGGGAUGACCCUCUCCGGUGGCGGCAGCGCCAGCGACAUGUCCGGCCAGACGGUGCUGACGGCCGAGGACGUGGACAUCGAUGUGGUGGGCGAGGGCGACGACGCGCUGGAAGAGAAAGACAGCGAUGGGGGCUGCGACAGUCCCGCGGGGCCGCCCGAACUGCGCCUGGACGAGGCGGACGAGGUGACGCCGGUGGCACCCCACCACGGGCAGCCUCAGCCGCCGCACCAGCAGCCCCUGGCACUACCCAAAGAGGUGGCUGGAGCCGGGGCCGGGCCAGGGGGCGAGGCGGGAGCAUCCGAGGCCGACGGCUGCAAGAGCGGCGCUGGCGGCGAGGAGGGCGGCGGGAGCGGUGGCGGGCCCGGCUCCGGCAGCGGUGCUGCGGGCGGCCUGGCCCCGAGCAAGCCCAAGAACAGCCUGGUGAAGCCGCCCUAUUCGUACAUCGCGCUCAUCACCAUGGCUAUCCUGCAGAGCCCGCAGAAGAAGCUAACUCUGAGCGGCAUCUGCGAGUUCAUCAGCAACCGCUUCCCCUACUAUCGGGAGAAGUUCCCCGCCUGGCAGAACAGCAUCCGCCACAACCUCUCGCUCAACGACUGCUUCGUCAAGAUCCCCCGUGAACCGGGCAACCCGGGCAAGGGCAACUACUGGACCCUGGACCCUCAGUCCGAGGACAUGUUCGACAACGGCAGCUUCCUGCGGCGCCGGAAACGCUUCAAGCGCCACCAGCAGGAGCACCUGCGUGAGCAGACGGCGCUCAUGAUGCAGAGCUUCGGCGCCUACAGCCUGGCGGCGGCGGCCGGCGCCACGGGGCCCUACGGCCGCCCCUACGGCCUGCACCCUGCGGCCGCGGCUGGCGCUUACUCGCACCCGGCGGCCGCGGCAGCUGCGGCGGCGGCCGCGGCGCUCCAGUACCCGUACGCGCUGCCGCCCGUGGCCCCCGUGCUGCCGCCCGCCGUGCCGCUGCUGCCUUCGGGUGAGCUGGGCCGCAAAGCGGCCGCCUUCGGCUCGCAACUCGGCCCGGGCCUGCAGUUGCAGCUCAACAGCUUGGGAGCCGCCGCGGCCGCCGCAGGCACGGCGGGCGCCGCGGGCACCACGGCGUCGCUCAUUAAGUCCGAGCCGAGCGCGCGACCGUCGUUCAGCAUCGAGAAUAUCAUCGGAGGGGGCCCCGCGACUCCCGGGGGCUCUGCCGCGGGCGCUGGGGGCGCCGGGGUAACUGGGGGCACCGCGGGUAGCGGAGGCGGUGGCGCCGCGCAGUCCUUCCUGCGGCCGCCCGGGACCGUGCAGUCGGCAGCACUCAUGGCCACGCACCAGCCUCUUUCACUGAGUCGGACGACGGCGACCAUCGCGCCGAUUCUGAGCGUACCGCUCUCUGGACAGUUUCUGCAGCCUGCAGCCUCGGCUGCCGCUGCUGCCGCCGCCGCUGCUCAAGCCAAGUGGCCCGCUCAAUAGGGACGCGCCGGUGGCCGGGAUGCGGGGCCUGGCAGCGGCCUGGAGAGUCGACUGCAAUUUGCAAGCUGCGCGCCCCGCCCCGCUCCUGGCCCCCCUGCCCAAUCCUGGACUCUGCCUCUCUUCCAUUUCCUCCCCCCGACCCCUCAACACCGACCUUCGGCGGCCUCCACCCAGUCCUGCACACCUAGGCUGGCGGAGCAAACUCUCACCGCUCGCCCGCGGGGAGUAUCUUUCCAUACAGGUAAAACCGAAAACCGAUUUUUCCAAAACUGUACCCGGACGGCGCCUGCUCUCAGUACCUGGGGGAUGAGAGGGAAAUUCUUUGUACAUAUUUGUAUAAAAAUUAUUGACUUUCCUUUUGGGGUUUUUAUUUUUUUAAGAAAAAAAAAUUCAGUAGAUUUAGAGCUCUGAACUUUCAUUUUUUCUGAAGGUUCACUCUCCGCAGUUUUAUGUGAGAAAAAAUGUAUAGAGACGUUGGGAGAUUUUAAAUAUAAAAUUUUCAGAAGACGAAAGUCAUUCUAUAUAAAAGUCUGUUUAUAUAUAAUGAAUAUAUAUGGUAUUCUAAAUGUUAUUCCAUCGUGUUGUACACAACUUUGUAAAUAAAAUUUUUAAAGGCUCA